AUGUCCUUCACUAUCAUGAUUCGUGCGGGGCCCGCGCGCUUCGCUUCUAGAUUACCAGAGCUCACGAAAAGCUCUUUCCGAUCCGCAGCUCCCAUCCGAGCAUUCCAUCAAUCCGCAAGACCAUCCAACUUCUUCACAUCGCGAACGACUGUCGCAUCCACGCUGUUGCGAUCCACACCGAAAAAUGCAUUUGCGCAAUCCUCGAAAAGAUACAUGCAGCAGAGUGCUGCUCCAGCGGUCGACUCGGGUUCGACGAUGCGUCGAUUGUUAACGGGUGGCGCAAUCUUCGGUGGCACUCUCAUCGCCAUCAACGCUGUCUUCAACCGUGAGACUCGAGAGGACGGCGGAAUGCCUGCGUUUGAACGAGCCUACCUAAACUCGACCUUCCUUCACACCGGCCUCGGUAUCGGUAUAAUCGGCCUUACUGCGCGACAGAUGAUUCAGACUGGAUUUGUCUACAGAUUGAUGGUGACAAAUCCUUGGGUUGUGGCAAUCGGUGGUUUGGCUCUUAGCUUCGGUACCAUGCUCGGAACUCGAGCCGUUGACCCUGACAACUACGUCCCCAAAUACGCACUAUGGACUGCGUUCAACGCUACCCAGGCUGCUUUCGUCGCCCCUCUUCUCGCUUUUGCGCCUGGUGCCCUAAUUGCUCGUGCCGGUCUUUACACCGUCGCCAUGAUGGGAUCUAUUUCUUUCGUCGGCGCUACCGCUAAGCAGGAGAAGUACAUGUACAUUGGUGGUCCUCUACUUGCUGGUGCCGCCAUCGUUGCCGUCUCGGGUCUCGCACCUCUGGUCAUCCCAGCAACCGCCGCCCGAACAUUGGCAUUCACGGAGAACAUCUGGCUGUAUGGUGGUCUAGCGGUCUUCGGUGGCUUUACGCUGUACGAUGUUCAGAAGAUCCUGUACCAUUCCCGCCUGGCCGAGCAGGGCAUCAUCAAAAAGGACCCGGUUAACGAGAGUAUCUCCUUGGAGUUGGACUUCUUAAACAUCUUCAUCAGAAUGGUUCAGAUCUUGAUGAUGCAACAGAACCGCAGGAAGUAA
Messenger RNA from Annulohypoxylon maeteangense, 1041 nucleotides. Its product is annotated as inhibitor of apoptosis-promoting Bax1-domain-containing protein. NCBI's taxonomy places the organism in Eukaryota, Fungi, Ascomycota, Sordariomycetes, Xylariales, Hypoxylaceae. The record is from RefSeq and is a predicted model, not a curated record. The transcript is spliced from 2 exons. Gene Ontology annotation, cellular component: mitochondrial inner membrane. Bases 1 to 1041 code for a protein of 346 amino acids.